UUUGCUGCUUUUAAUAAUUCUCGAUGUCAAUAUUUUUCUAUCUGUAAUAUCAAUCAUUUUGUAAAAACAUUUCAAACGUAUUACGUUUGGCUUUAUCGAAAUUGAUUUGGCUUGAGGGAAAUGAGGAGAUAUAAAAGAAAAAACAAAAAGAGAAAGAAAUGUAAAUGACGAAAAACAAGAGAAAAGAAAAAAAGAAAGUAAGGCUACAAUUUAAUAUAAAUGAAGGCCAGGGAACGAUCGAAACCGGAACGGCUGAGUCGCGACAGUGUUGUCGUCGGACGUGUCUGUUGGUGGUCAAGAGUUGGCGAAUUAAAUAUCUACAAGAAAAUAAGAGGGGCUAUCCUUUCUCGUGUAUCGUGGAUCUCGUUAAAAAUUUCAGAGAGAAAGGAGAGAAAGAGAAGGGUCACGUUAAAAUUGAAAAAGUCGAUGUUGUUUCAAUAUAAUCAACGAAUAACGAAUAAAUAGCAAUUAAUUACGUUAAAAGGAAGGAACGAAAUAAAGAAGAAGAAGAAGAAGAAAAAAAAAGGAACGAGUAGAUUACAUCCUUGUUGGAUAUAGUCGCAAUGGCCACAUUAUCAUUACGGAUCUCCAUUCCGGAGAAAAAUGCAACGAAAAUGAUGCAGUUUGAUCCGAGUACGUCGGUUUACGAUGCUUGCCGUAUAAUAAGAGAAAAAUUAGCGGAGGCCAGUAAUAUGGGACAACCCAAGGAUUAUGGACUUUUCUUUGCCGACGAAGACGUAAAGAAAGGCGUUUGGCUUGAACCAGUCAGAAAUCUUGAUUAUUAUAUCUUAAGAAAUGGCGAUCUUUUGGAAUAUCGUCGUAAAUUACGUACACUUAGAGUAAGAAUGUUGGAUGGUACAUUGAAAACAUUAUUGGUAGAUGACAGUCAACCUGUCGCCAAUCUUAUGGUAGUUAUAUGCACGAAAAUUGGUAUAACAAAUCACGACGAAUAUUCCCUUGUACGCGAGCUCGUAGAUGAAGAAACGGAAAAUCAAAAACCCGGUAACUUUGGUACAUUAACGUUGAAAAGGAGAAAGGAGGACAAGGGUGAGAGAGAUGCUAAGAUGGAUCAAUUGAGGAAAAAACUAAAGACCGACGACGAAGUUAAUUGGAUAGAUCCAAGUAAAACAUUACGGGAGCAAGGUAUCGACGAAUCGGAAACCGUAUUGUUAAGAAGAAAAUUUUUCUUCUCCGAUCAGAACAUCGACAGUCGUGAUCCAGUGCAAUUGUCACUUUUGUACGUACAAGCGAGGGAUGCAAUAUUGGAUGGUACACAUCCGGUUACACAAGAGAAAGCAUGCAUAUUCGCUGGUAUACAAUGUCAAAUACAAUUUGGCGAUCAUAAGGAGGACAAACACAAAACAGGUUUUUUGGACCUGAAAGAAUUCUUACCGCAGUCUUACGUGAAAGUGAAGGGUAUCGAGAAGAAGGUAUUUGCCGAGCACAAGAAACACGUUGGCCUGUCCGAACUCGAUGCCAAAGUUUUAUACACGAAAACUGCCAGAUCAUUGAGUACAUACGGUGUCACGUUUUUUUUGGUAAAGGAAAAGAUGAAGGGUAAAAAUAAAUUGGUACCAAGAUUGCUCGGGGUAACGAAGGAUUCGGUAUUACGAUUGGACGAGAAGACCAAAGAGAUAUUAAAAACGUGGCCAUUGACAACCGUCCGACGUUGGGGAGCAUCCCCUAACACAUUUACCCUUGAUUUUGGCGAUUAUUCCGAUCAAUAUUACAGCGUACAAACUACCGAGGCAGAACAAAUUUUACAAUUGAUAGCCGGUUAUAUAGAUAUUAUAUUGAAAAAGCAAAAGGGUAAAGAUCAUUUCGGUAUCGAAGGAGACGAAGGAUCAACUAUGGUCGAGGAUAGCGUGUCACCUUUAAAAGCAACAAUUAUGCAACACGAGACGAGUAACGUUGGAAAGGGAAAUGUUGAAGCUGUUUCCGUCGCUAUACCUGCUGUUAUAAGAGCAGGUGGUGAUGGGGCUCGACCAUAUGGGACAGGUCACAUGGGUGGUGCUCAAUACACAACCGUCAGCGGACAAGUCAACAUCGCUCAUGCUCCGCCAAUGAUGCAACAAACAAAAGUUACAUCCGUCCUGUCGGAACCACAGCGUGCCUUACUAUCGACGAUAACAGCCGGUCACGAGGUGAUAAAUAUCGCAGAAACGGAACUCUCAUGCAAAGCACAAUUACCGGAACUCGGUACCGAUCCAGCAUCCCUAAAAUGGAUCGAACAGACCAUAGAUACGCACAAACAAAAUGUUGGCUCUCAGAUAGCUGCUAUGAAUGCUGCUACGGCACAAGUAGUCACGUUAACCUCAGGCCCAGCAGAUGACGUAGAUCAUACGGCCGUAGGUGCAGCGAUAACAACUAUAGCCACGAAUCUUCCUGAAAUGACGAAAGGCGUUAGAAUGAUAGCCGCAUUGAUGGACGACGAAUCAUCUGGAGAACGUUUACUCGAUGCAGCUAGAAAAUUAUGUUCCGCUUUCUCUGAUCUAUUAAAAGCAACGGAACCAGAGACUAAAGAGCCAAGGCAGAACUUGUUGAACGCUGCAUCUCGAGUUGGCGAAGCGUCGCAUCAAGUAUUGACCACGAUAGGCGAGGAAAACGAUUCUAAUCGUGAAUUACAGGAUAUGUUGUUAGCAUUGGCAAAAGCUGUUGCGAAUACGACCGCCGCUUUGGUAUUAAAAGCUAAAAACAUAGCGGCUACCUGCGAGGAUUCGGCUACGCAAAACAGAGUAAUAUCAGCGGCAACGCAAUGCGCAUUAGCUACGUCCCAAUUGGUAGCUUGUGCGAAAGUUGUAGCACCGACUUUGCACUCGCCCGCUUGUCAAACGCAGUUGAUGAAUGCUGUGAGAGAGGUAACAAAAGCCGUCGAGGGUUUGGUCGAGGUAUGCAAUGAAACCUGUAACGAUGAGAAUUUAUUGAAAGAAUUGAGUACGGCAGCGAGCGAAGUUAGUAGAACAUUGAACGAUCUUUUGAAUCAUAUUAAAACGGCAACCAGAGGUGAACGCGCUAAGGAAUCUAUUCAAGAGGGCGCAGUAGAAACCAUUCUCGUAGCAACGGAUAAACUUUUUGCUAGUACAGGAGACGCCGGUGAAAUGGUUAGACAGGCCAGAGUCGUUGGUCAAGCUACAGCGCAAUUGAUUCAAAGUAUCAAAGGUGAAGCUGAGAAACAGUCCGAUCCGGAACAACAACGGCGUCUCUUAGCGGCCGCCAAGAUAUUGGCCGAUGCUACAGCGAAAAUGGUUGAAGCCGCUAGACAAUGUACGAGCAGUCCGCAUGACGCAAAGAUGCAGGAUCAGCUUAGACAGGCAGCCGAGGAAUUAAGAACGGCAACGACGGUAGCCGCAACACCGGCAUUGCGUAGAAAAUUGAUCGUACGUUUGGAGGCCUGCGCGAAACAAGCAGCAUCGACGGCAACUCAAUGCAUCGCUGCAUCUUCCGGUGCGGUACACCACAACACUAAUCACGCGAGCCAGGAAGAAUUGAACGUGGAGUGUAGAUUGAUGGCGCAACAUAUACCGCAUUUGGUCGCUGGGGUAAAAGGAACACAAGCCCAACCGGACAAUCCUACCGCACAACUUAAUCUGAUCAAUGCAGCGGAACAAUUUUUACAACCUGGCACUGCCGUAAUCAAAGCUGCCAGAGCUGUUUUACCUACGGUCACCGAUCAGGCAUCGGCAAUGCAAUUAAAUAAUACGUCACAACAACUUGGUUCUUCGUUGGCCGAUUUAAGAUCGGCCGUAACACGAGCGAGAGAAGCUUGCGGUGGAUUAGAAUUAGAUGCCGCCGAAGAAUUAAUUAAUAGUUUGAAGGACGAAUUGAAAGAAUUUUAUCAAGCUGUCGAGGCUGCCUCUUUGAGGCCAUUGCCCGAAGAAACUACGGAAUCUACGGCUUUACGACUUGGCUCGACGUCCAAGAAUGUUGGAUAUGCUAUGGCACAAUUGUUAUCAGCUGCUAAACAAGGAAAUGAAAAUUACACUGGAAGUGCCGCACGAGAAACUGCAUCGGCACUUAAAGAUCUUACAUAUGCCGUACGCGGUGUCGCCGCUACGUCUGAUCAACCAGAAACGCAAAAGAAAGUAUUAAUGACCGCCGACGAUGUAAUACUUCGAUCUCUACAUCUUGUCCAAGAGGCCAGACGUGCAUUGAAAAAUCCGGACAAUCCAGAAAAUGAAGCUAACUUAGCUGCCGUCGCCAAGGACGUAUCGCACUCAUUGAACAAAUGUGUCUCUUGUUUGCCUGGUCAAAGAGACGUAGACGAUGCUAUUCACACGAUAGACGAUAUGAGCCAAGUUCUUAAUAUGAAUGAGUUCCCGCAUACCGAUAAGAAUUAUGGACAAUUGCAAAAUGACCUUAAUAAUGCGGCUGCCAACUUGAACGACGCCUCUUCGAACGUCGUCUCUUCGGUUCGUUCGCCUGUACAAUUGGCGAGUUCUUCAAAACAAUUUUCAAAUGCUUUCGGAGAUCUAUUAGGCGUUGGUAUGGAAAUGGCAAGUCAGACCACCAUAGAAACCAGAAGCCAAAUGGUGGUCUCUUUGAAAAAUGUUAGCAUGACGUCCAGCAAACUUUUAACAACAGCGAAAUCAGUAGCCGCCGAUCCUAGCGCGCCGAAUGCUAAGAAUCAACUAUCUGCCGCUGCACGAGCAGUAACCGAUUCAAUUAAUUAUUUAGUCGAUGUUUGUACGUCCGCAGCACCAGGACAAAAUGAAUGUGACAAUGCUAUAAGAAAUAUUCAAUCGAUGGCAUCACUUUUGGAUAAUCCUAGCGAACCCAUUUCCGAUGCAUCUUACUUCGAGUGUUUGGAAAUUGUCAUGGAAAAGAGUAAAAGUCUUGGCGAUGGUAUGACGGGUAUUGCAAAUCAUGCAAAGAAAUCGGAACACGAACAGUUCUCAGUAGCCGUUAGAGGAGUAUCAUCAUCUAUUUGCGGAUUAAUCGAAGCUGCAGCACAAGCGGCAUAUCUGGUUGGUGUUAGCGAUCCAACGUCGGUAGCUGGAAAACCUGGUCUUGUAGAUCAAGCACAAUUCUUAAGAGCCGCUCAAGCCAUUCACACUGGUUGUCAGAGUCUUGGUAAUCCAACGAGUACUCAACAGCAGGUACUUUCGGCGGCUACAAUGAUAGCCAAACAUACAAGUGCAUUGUGCAAUGCUUGCCGUCAAGCAUCUAGUAAAACAAGUAAUCCAGUUGCCAAACGUCACUUCGUGCAAUCGGCAAAGGACGUAGCAAAUUCAACCGCUUCCCUAGUUAAGGAAAUAAAGGCAUUAGAUCAGAAUUAUUCCGAGAUAAAUCGUGAAAAGUGUGCGGAAGCGACGAAGCCACUAUUAGAGGCUGUCGAUAAUCUUUGCACGUUUGCAAGUUCCCCGGAAUUCGCCAGUCAACCGGCUAAAAUAUCCGUAGCAGCUAGGGCUGCUCAGGAGCCUAUUACGAGCGCUGGAAAAGCUAUUAUCGGUGGUUCCUGUGCUAUGGUACAAGUUGCAAAAAGUUUGGCCAUAUCGCCGAAAGAUCCGCCUACCUGGCAACUCUUAGCCAACAAUAGCAAAAACGUAAGCGACUCGAUCAAAUCGUUGGUGGCAUCGAUACGUGACAAAGCGCCAGGACAAAAGGAAUGCGAGGCUGCAAUAGAAAAGCUUUCAGCUAGAAUUCGUGAACUGGAUACGGCCUCGCUCAGUGCCGUUUCACAGGCUCUUCUACCUCGACGGGAUAACACUGUACAAGGUUUCACCGAUCAAAUGGAAAGUAGCGCGAGCGAAUUGAGAGAGAAAUUGGAACCAUUGCGUAACGCUGCGAAAUACGAAGCAGAAAAUGUUGGACAUUCCGUUAAUCAAGUUGCAUUGUACUGCGAACCCUUGGUAUCAUGCGCCGUUGGUGCAGCGUCUAAUAUGGUACAUUCGAAACAACAAAUGGUAUUAUUAGAUCAGACCAAAACGGUAGCAGAAUCAGCCUUACAAUUGAUAUACGUUACCAAAGAAUCCGGAGGAAAUCCUAAUGCAACCUCGCUUCACGCGGAAGUGGAUGAAACCGUCGAAUCAAUGAAAGAUGCAUUACACGAGUUACAAAAUACAUUGGAAACAAUAUCAACAUCUAACGGAAUUGUUACAGGCUUGAUAGAUACUAUAUCACGAGCUAUGGUCAGAUUAGAGGAUCAUAGAAUGUCUACGAUCGAUACGGUCGAUUCUUAUGUAGAUUAUCAAACAAGAAUGGUCGAGGCGGCUAAAGAAAUUGCACGACUUGCACAGGAAAUGUCAACGAAAUCCAGUACAGACGUAGCCAGAUUAGGACCCCUUGCUGUAGAUAUUUCUCACAAAUAUACACAGCUUGCCCGUGAUACAUCAGGUGCAUCAGCUGCUGCCUCGAACGCUGACGUUUCAACUAGAUUAAGAACCGGCGUUCAAGAACUUGGACAGACGUGUAUCGACAUAGUACGCGCAGCUGGAACCUGUCAAAUGUCACUCGGUGACGUUUACACACAACGUGAGGUAGCCGAGCAUAGCAAGAUCGUAACUGAGAAGGUCUCCCAAGUUUUAGCCGCUCUACAAGCUGGUUCACGUGGUACACAGGCAUGCAUUAAUGCUGCUAGUACGGUAUCCGGUAUUAUCGGUGACCUUGAUACAACGAUCAUGUUCGCUACCGCUGGAACAUUGCAUGCCGAGAACGAAGGUGAUACGUUUGCCGAUCAUCGGGAAAACAUAUUGAAGACCGCCAAAGCUUUGGUCGAAGAUACAAAAACAUUGGUUGCUGGUGCUGCCUCAUCGCAGGAACAAUUAGCCGUAGCCGCACAAAAUGCUGUCUCGACGAUCGUACAACUCGCCGAAGUAGUGAAAUACGGUGCCGCCAGUCUUGGUAGUCAAAAUCCUGAGGCACAAGUUAUGCUUAUCAACGCAGUUAAAGAUGUCGCAUCAGCUUUAGGCGAUCUCAUACACGCUACCAAAGCGGCAAGUGGCAAACCCAUCAAUGAUCCCAGCAUGGCACAUUUAAAGGAUUCGGCGAAGGUCUUAGAACAACAGCUGCAGCAACAAUUCGUGCCAUUGAGCGACUUCGGCGGUUCGGAUUCCGAUUGGUUCGUGUCCGACCAAGAAGAGGAACUGAUACGUCUGCUAUCCGUCUCCGAGAGCAAUCAACCGGCUCAACCAACCUCCGAUUUGGUGAUGGUGACGAACGUGACAUCGUUGCUGAAAACCGUCAAGGCUGUUGAGGAUGAACACACGCGUGGUACUCGUGCUUUGGAAUCGACGAUCGAAGCCAUAGCACAGGAAAUUCGUGCACUGAGUACAUCGGAGGGUCAAAGGAGUAGCGUUACGCCUGAGGAAUUGGUACGUUGUACCAAGAGUAUAACAAUUUCAACGGCGAAAGCAGUGGCCGCUGGUAAUAGUUGUAAACAAGACGACAUCAUAGCCGCUGCGAAUAUGGGCAGGAAGUCGAUAAGCGACAUGCUGAUGAUUUGCAAGGGGGCCGCCUACAACUGUGCGGAAACGGCCGAGCUAAGGGAUAGAACUUUACAGGCGGGCCAUGACGUUGCUAUGAACUACAGAGAGCUCCUUCAGGCAAUACUUCAGAUAGCCUCUAGAUCGGGCGACGCUAAGCAUACGCUACCUCCAAUAUCACGGAAGAUCGCUCAAAGCGUCACGGAAUUGGUGGCCGUCGCUGAGUUAUUGAAAGGAAACGACUGGGUAGAUCCAGACGAUCCAACUGUAAUCGCUGAAAACGAACUGUUAGGUGCAGCUGCCAGUAUCGACGCUGCUGCGAAGAAGUUAGCGAGUCUUAGACCAAGAAGAAGUAUACAGGAGGCGAACGAAGAUAUGAAUUUCGACGAUAUGAUAUUAGAAGCGGCAAAAUCAAUUGCCGCUGCGACCUCGGCUUUGAUCAAGGCGGCGAGUGCUGCUCAAAGAGAAUUAAUUGCAACUGGUAAAGUAUCCAGAACACCUUUAACCAGCUCGGACGAUGGACAAUGGUCAGAAGGAUUAAUAUCAGCGGCAAGGAUGGUAGCAGCGGCUACUCAUAGUCUUGUUGAAUCUGCGAAUGCUUUGGUACAGGGUGUUAGUUCCGAAGAAAAAUUAAUCUCAAGCGCUAAACAGGUUGCCAGUAGUACCGCUCAACUUUUGGUUGCUUGCAAGGUCAAAGCAGAUCCAGACAGUGAUAGUACGAAACGUUUACAAGCUGCCGGUAAUGCGGUUAAACGUGCAACAGAUAAUCUCGUGCGAGCAGCACAACAGGCGAUCCAACAAGAGGAGGAUCGUUCGUUGAUAUUAAAUCGUAGAAUGGUCGGUGGUAUAGCACAGGAGAUUAAUGCAAGAUCUGAGGUAUUACGUAUUGAACGUGAACUCGAGGAAGCACGAGGCAGAUUAACCGCCAUUAGACAGGCCAAAUAUAAAGGUUCUUCGUUGUCUUAUAUACAGGAACGUGAAAUGACAUACGAAAAGUGUACUCGUACGUUUGACAAAAAUUAUGUCGUGCAAAUGUAACGUGAACAAUGGCAAAAAGAUAUUCAAUUUUUAUUUUUCAUUUUUAAAAUCGAUAUCAACCUCAUUUAGAAAUGCCACGGUAAAAUCAAGUUUGGUCUUUUUCUUCUUGCUCUUUUUUUUUUUUUUUUUCGUUUGUUCGUUUGUUUAUUUGAAACUAAAUUUUGAUCCGUGGUUAUGAAAAAAAAAAAAAGAAAAAAAGAAAAUCAAAGGAAAGUUUCAGACCAAUCCUUUUAAUAAUUGAUACAUGCGCGAAUACAUAUAAUUGUCACUGGAUGAAUAUUAACAAAAUCUUAUCGAUGUUAAACAAUCGAACAGAUAUAUUACUGACGAUUCAUUCUGCUUUAUCUCCGUUCAUUCCGUCAAUUUUUUAUUUUAUUUUAUUUUAUUUUAUUUUAUUUUUUUUUUCUUUUUUUUUUUUUUUAUGUACUGUUCACUUCUACUGUAUCUAUUAUAGGUUUGAAGUCUCUAAUGUUCAAUUGAAUAAUUUCGAGAUAUCCACGAUUGCCUCGUAGAUUUCUUUUAUCGUAAUAUUUUUCUUUUUUUUUUUUUUUUUGUUUUCUUUUUUUUUUUUUAUUUUUAUUUUUUUCUCCCCUAGUAACCGAACUACAUUUUUUAUUAUAUCGAUGAUUAAUGCGUACGAUGAAAAAACGUAUUUUUAUUGGGCACGGUAAAGAGAGAGAGAGAGAGAGAGAGAGAAAGAGAGAAAGAGAGAAUUUAAUGAUAUUGAAAUAAAUAUAAUCGAGAAUUCAAAUAUUUAUUUCUCUUGCGUUACUUGGCCGAUUGAAAUCAUUGUUCUGACGCAUAAGAACUACUGUGCGUAGGCGAGUUUAAACCAAUAAGAAAUGUGCGAGGGCGUAGGAUAAUGAACGUGCAUGUGCAUUUCCUUUACAAACGAAAUUGUCAUUUUUCUUUCUCACAUUUUUUUUCUUUCUUUUUUUCUUUGCACACGAUUGAGUUUUAUUAACCGAUAAGGAAAAAAAAAAAAAACAACAACAACAAAAAAAAAAGAAA
Messenger RNA from Vespa mandarinia (Asian giant hornet), 9470 nucleotides. RefSeq names its product Talin_middle and talin-RS domain-containing protein rhea (gene rhea). Gene Ontology annotation, molecular function: structural constituent of cytoskeleton; actin filament binding; integrin binding. NCBI's taxonomy places the organism in Eukaryota, Metazoa, Arthropoda, Insecta, Hymenoptera, Vespidae. Gene Ontology annotation, cellular component: focal adhesion; cytoskeleton; ruffle. Gene Ontology annotation, biological process: cell-cell adhesion; actin cytoskeleton organization. The record is from RefSeq and is a predicted model, not a curated record.